Messenger RNA from Caenorhabditis briggsae, 6618 nucleotides. Bases 1 to 6618 code for a protein of 2205 amino acids. Gene Ontology annotation, molecular function: nucleosome binding. The transcript has 9 exons. Lineage: Eukaryota; Metazoa; Nematoda; Chromadorea; Rhabditida; Rhabditidae. Gene Ontology annotation, biological process: chromatin organization. Gene Ontology annotation, cellular component: nucleus. The record is from RefSeq and is a predicted model, not a curated record.
AUGGGUGAACCAACAGAAUCAGGCACGAGUAAAGAGAAACCAAUCGAAAUCGAUGAAGAUGAAGAAUCUUCUGACGGAGAGAACUCCGUAAUUAUCCUCGAUAGCGAUACAGAACCAGAGGAUCGUGCUGACGACGAAAAUCGAGUUGAAGAAGAAGACGAUGACGAUGAAGAAGAGUCGGAAGAUUCAGAAUCCGAUGACGAAGAUUCUGAUAGCUCCAUAGACACAGAUUCCGUGAAUUCAGUUUGGUCAGAUGUGAAAGAAUCCGCAGGAGCUAUUACAGCAGAAGCGGCUGAAGCAAAAACCAUCAAAAAAUUCGAAAAAGCGAUCACAUUCAUCGCCGACGAGGAGAUCGAUAAAGGGCAGAAGAUUCUAGAAAAACUUCUCGAUGAUCCAAUUGUGUCCUGUUAUCGUCAGGAGGAGCUGGACUAUGAGUCUCUAGAAGAGCCACCACGGCUAGCAAAAAUGCUCAAAAUCUAUAUAGCUACUCACAAAAAUUUAGCAAAACUUGCCGAAAAAGCAUUGGAAAGGGAAGGACUCGAUGAAAAAGAAAAAUUUGAAUUGAAGCACGAGGAAAUUCAACAUCUGUGUCAAGUGUUGGCUUACGAACCCAAUAAUUCUGAAAUCUGGUUCGAUGUGGCAAUGAAAUGCGUGGAAUUUGGCGACCUAAAUUUCGCAAAGUACUCUUUCAAACGCUGUGAAUCCCUUAAAGAAUCCCUUGAGGCUCAUGCCACGUUGCUCUUUGUCACCUGUGAUUAUAGCGGGUGCCUGACUGUUCUGAAGCAGUAUCAGGAGCAGAACGAUUUGAAUGAUAAAAUGAAAUACUUGAAAUUCAAAAUUAGGUCAACCAAUCAGUACUACAAGCUUCUUUGUGAUCGAAUCUUCGAGGAGGAUGAGGUUUAUGCGAAUGUGGAUAUCGUUGAGAAGAUUAAAAUUAUGGCAUUUGAUGAGAGAAUCAAUGAAUUGAGAAAGAGAAUCGAGGAGAAUACAAGGGGAAUAAUGGAGCAGCAGGAAAGGAUUGAAGGGGAUGAGGAGUGGAUGUCAGCGAUUCAAGUUAAUAUAUCGGAUCAGUUGGACCUCCCCUCUGUUUGCACACUCUUCUGUGACCUAUUCGAUCGCAUUAACGCGCACUCUCACUGCCGAAACCAGCUCAUCGAGAUCAGCGAAUGGGAGUCUCGUCGUGACUAUCUUGACGUCAUCUUAACACUCGAGAAAAUCGUGGAUAUCGUGGAUUGCGUCGAGGAGAUGACCGAGAAGACUGAGGAGAUGCUCAAGACAAAGAAGGGAAGAAGGCAGAAGCGUCAGGAGAAAAAGGAGUAUCUGGCGAACUGGAGACGACGGCUGUUCGUGGAGAGGGGUAGUGUGGAUGACGUGGCAGAUUCAGAAGCUAAUACGACAGCAGAUGAGGAUGAUUCACAGGUGGAGGACGAUGAUGGAAUGCCUGAUUUGGAAUUGGCUCAAGAGUUUCAUCUAGAGUAUUCUGAAGUGAAGUCAUUACGAUGUGGGGAGAGAAGAAGGGAGAGAACGCCUCCACCAAGUCAACCUUCUGAAUUCAUCGACUGUGACGCUAUUCUAGAACUUUUGGGAUUCCGAUUCAAUGGCGGACCUCACACAAUCCUGGAUAUCAUUGAAGAAACAUUGCUCAUCAUUACCGAACACGUAUCACAUAAUGCUCUUCCUGAAUCCAUGCGUCAAGUAACACGAGAAAUGUAUAAUCGUCUGGCACUUUUUGAAGAUGUCCAAGAGGAGAAAUACCACGAGAUGGGACUGAUGUUAAUUGAGUUGGGCUCCCGGAAAGCCAUGGAGACGAUGGUUCUUUGCUAUAUUUCGUCGAUCUUCAAGCAGAUGGAUCCACCGAAGCAUGAGCGAAUCCACGUGUUGCGAUUUAUGUGGAAAUAUUCACAAACUGGGUUGAAAGACGAGACGAAGCUGGAGUACUUGCACACACUUCGAUCCUUACUGGAACCCGAAGAAUCAGUUGCCACUUCGUGUGGCUCGUUUGCCACGUGGGAUGUGGACCUGGCUAUCGACGAUCUGGAGAAGAAGAAGAGAAUCGAUAGUGUGAAGCAUCUUUGGAAGGCGAAGAAUUAUGAAAGCCUUGUUGAGAUUCUGGAGAACGACAUCGACUUCUCAACUAUAGGCACGGAGGAGGCUAUGGAGUUGUUGAGCUAUUGGAUGCAAUCUCUGGAGAGGAUGAAGGCCUAUGUGGAAUUUGUGGUUUUGCUGGCUCGUGUCAUGCACUUCUAUUUGUUCUCUGUAGAGGAGGAGAAGAUGGUUGAGAAGCAUAUCGAAUCGAUCCUUUUCAAGCUCCAUAGAAUCUCAGGUGCCGAGUAUUCGAAAAUCCCAAAUCACCAGACGCUUUUCACAAUAGGAUAUUUCAUCUGCCACGUGUUCAAAAAGUUUCCAAGAUUUGAGAAGGAUUGGAGGAACUGGAGAGUACUGUAUGAGAUAGUCAGGAUCCAACGGGGCGAUGCUAAAGAGUACAUUGAGACGUUGAACAGAACGGAUCACCCCAAUGUGAUGCCUUUGUUGGAAAUGGAUCUACUGGUUAAGGCGCACGAGGUACUCGGAGAGCAUCAAUGUUGCGCGCAGAAGAGCUACGAUUUCCUUCUCUUCGUUAUCGAUAAAUACCGAGAGCUUGUGGAGGAGAACAUACCGAUUUUGGAGAUAUGCUAUUUGAAGGAAAAUGGAUUUCUUUGGAAUAAUCUCAACGAGGAGCUCUCUCAAAUUCUAUUUUGCCUAUUCGGAAAGUUCUCGAGAAAAGUGAGAGCUCGAGAGAACCAUGAGAACGGUGGGAAGUGUGUGAACACCCUUGAAAUCGCUACUCGGGUGCUAUCGGUGAUUCUGGUCCAGCCACUUCCACUACACGAUGAUAAGGAGAAGCUGAUGCAUGAUGUGAUAGAGCUGAUAAAUUCGAAAUUCCCGUUCUUUCUAGAAGUUUCGAAUGAGAAGAAGGAGCAAAUGAGGGAAUUCAAAGCGGCACUUAAAAAGUCAUGCACGAUAGAAGACGUCGAUUCCAGUCUAGAUAAAUAUCGAGAUGAUGUGCAUACCUAUCUUCAGUCGAUGGUUUGGUAUGCGAUGGCGUUGAGUUCAUUCAGACAGAAUUCGUUCAAGGAGGCUUCGAAAUUCGCGGAGCUUUACUUGCUAACUGAAGAAUCUGCUUGUGAUAAUCGGUUGAGGAUGUCGGCGUGGGCGAUUUUGGCACAUACGAAUAUGCAUGAUUUGUUUCAGCUGGACCUCUGCGACAUUUACGAUCAGUGGAAAUGGCGUAUCAUGCCAUCCCGGCUAGCGAUUCAAGCUCAAGAGCACGAACCAAUACCUCAUUUUGAGCUAGCCGCUCGUCUUUACCAACUUGCCACGUGUCUUGCCAGAUUCCAUCGAACACUUGCGAAAGACGAUCCACGUCGGGCGGAUACCCAAGACAUCGCCAAACUGCGUGAAGAUUCUCGACGUCAUCUGGAUAAAUCGCUAGAAUUGACAAGGUUAAAUGAUAAUGGAACACAACCGGAACACCAAUGGCUCUGCUAUUUCUUCAUUGGAAAAAUAGAAGCAAAAAUGGCAACAUGGGACAUUCUGAAAGUGGUGGAGAGCUUCUACGAGGCGGCGUGCGGAUGCGAGUUGACCGGAUUUUACUAUCCGCAGAAGGUUCAGACCAAGCGACAACAGAACUUUGAACCAUUGGAAGUUCACUACCAAGCGUUUUCAGCAGUCUAUAAGUAUCUGGAGAAUAAUGAAUUGCCGGAUUUGAAGAUGUUGAGAAAGCUAAAAGUGAUGUUAGCAGUGCUCUCUGAUGGUCAUAAAGUCGCAAAACCCAGCAGUUCCCUGUUCAAAGUGAAUCCAGAAGUUUAUGAGGUGGCAGAUGAGCUAGUGAUGGCUACGGUAACGGAGGAAGACGGCAACGGAGAUGGAGGGUUCAAAGACGAGGACCUUCGGAAAGAGCUGGUCUCGGAUAUCAAGGAUUUGUGCAUGAGAGCCUUCUCCGUCGUCUCUGAAAAGUUCCCACAUAUAAAAUCGUUCUAUCGACUGGCACAAAUCUAUCUCGAAAAAGGAGAAUUCGGUUUGGCAUCUGAGCAAAUCUUCAAGAACGUCUUCAAACGGAAGAAGAGAGAUGACGGGAUGUUCGAUCAUAUCGUAGAGAUAACAUGUGCAGAUUUGAAUAGAAAUGGGUCGCAUUCGUUUCAUAUCGAGAGGUGUAUCAAGAUUGGUGCUCAAAUUGCACAGAAGACUAACGAUUUGCAUCAUGUUGUUGGGAUGUUACAGACGAUGGUUGGGAUUAUUUCGAAGAAUGAUGAACAACACAUUGACAAACCAUCAUGGAGACCAGUGGUAACCUUGUACUUGACGGCUAUGGAGCAAAUUGUGUCGACUCGAGAUCAUACCUCCACCCGAAGCACACCAUCACCAGGACCGGAUCGUCCCAAAACGCACCAUCUCUCGAUGAAAUCCCUUCGAACGGAUCUUUGGCGACUGUGGCAGACACUGCAGAAGUGCUCGAAACCCCAAGAAGAGCUUAUCCGUUUGAUCCGAGCGAAAACCGAAGUUAUUAUUGUCCAUUGCUUCAACUCGAUUGAGGAAUUGAGACGGAGAAAUCAGUCGAGUACGACUGGUGCGACCGGUGUUGAUGGAAAGAAGAAGGUUGUGAUCAAAAGGAAGUUCGAUGCCGUCGACGUGGCGAAAAGUCUUCAGGGAUCAUCCAGCAGUAGUAGCACUUUGGAUACGUUCGUUCAGAAGGCGUCAAGUUCUGCAGGCUCAUCCACGUCGAACCAGCAGCUCACCGAUAUGGCUCGCGCCUUUCUGCUCAACGCUCAAAACUCCUCGCCCAAUAAACAGUCCUAUAACGAGUUGGCUCUUCAGUUGACAAAGCUUAUGACAGCACAGAAGUCCACGUCAUCACCUUCUAAGCCUGAUUCAACGCCAGCGACGUCAUCUGCCAACACAGCUUCUUCAUCUUCCAACAUCGUCCGUCCAGUCCCACGCUACUCACCGAUCAGUGAAGACGACGAGGUGCAAUGCAUUGAGCCACCUGCAAAGAAGGCGGCAGUAACUGCUUCGGCGGCGCCUAUUGCUCAGCUUCCUGCUCCGACGAAACCUGUAGUGGGUCCUCCUAAACCACCGACGACCGUAGUCAAGCCUAUCAUCAAGCCCAUCAUAAAGCCAGUCGCGAAACCUGCAUCUACACCAUCUGCACUGAAUAUGCUAACGUCUUCUGGAACGUCCUCUAAACCGGGACCAUCGAAUUCAAAUUCAGCUCAAAAUCUUCAGGCUGCUAAAAAACCUACAGUAGCCAAACCAGCUAUUCCUGCAACACUAACCAAUAGCAAUCAACGGGAAGCGCUUCUGAAGUUCGCCCUUGCCAACAUCAGUUCCACGGACGCACAAACGAAAUUGCUGGUCCAUCAGACGCUGAAAGCGUUGAAUGUGCCAAAUGCUGCGGCUGUAAUAGCAGCAGCGUCGAAAUCUGUGGCUACAGGAACGUCUUCUGCUUCUAAAGCGACUCCUACAACUUCUUUGAAACCUUCUGCAUCUUCAUCGUCCAUCAGGGCGACGCCUUCUACAUCUGCUCCUUAUAAACCAACGCAUUCAGCGUCUUCGUCGUCUAUCAAGGCGACGUCUUCCGCAUCUGGAUUCCUGGCUGCUUCUUCAAAAGCAACGGCGUCUUCUACCUCUACUCCUAAAGCAACGCCUUCUACAUCUGCCACUGGACUCCUCGCUGCUUCUUCCAAACCGACGACGUCUUCAACAUCAUCUACAGUAAUCUCUGCAGAUCGAACCAUGAUUCUGCAGGCUUUACAACAGGCUCAAGCCGCAUCGCAGAUUCAGCAAAUACAGCUGGCACUGCAGCAAGCUCAACAAGCCCAAAAGGCUCAACUAGCAAGGGAGAACGCCGAGAAUGCCCGAAAAGCCCAGGAAACUCAUCAAAAGGCCUUACUAGUCCAAUUGGCUAAAGAGCAGGCCGAGAAACAAGCCAAGGAGAACGCCGAGAAGGUCCGGAAGGCGCAGGAAGCCCGAAAAGCCCAGGAAGCACAUCAAAAGUCCUUACUAGCCCAAAAGGCUAAGGAGCAAGCCGAGAAGCUAGCCCGGGAAAAGGCCGCAAAGGAGGCGUUAGAAGCCAAAAAACGCGAGGAACAACAGAGGGAUUACUUCCAGAAAAUCGCCUACCAAGCUCACGCCAAACAGGAGAAAGAGAAGCAGAAGAAUGAGCAACAGGAGGCGUUGAUAAAAGCUCAGCAGCAGGCGGUGGCGAAUCAGUUGAAUCAAUUGAAUCCGGCCGCUUUGAUGGCUUUUAUGAAUGCGAUGGGAGGACAAAUGAAUCUUCCCGGAACUUCGCGGGUUCAGCCACAGAAACCUGCGCAGCGGAUUGCUCAGCAAAUAUCACAGAAGGCGCCGGUUACGUCUGCCGCCUCAUCCUCAUCCCAAGCGUUCCGAGCUCAGCCAGCACAUCAAAUCGUCCGCCCACAACCCCAACGUCCCAAACAAGCUCCGCCCACGACUUCCAGCGGCGGUCAGUUGACUGUGGAAGGCAUCGAACAAGCUCUGAGCGCUUUCACGGACCCGGUUUACAAAGAGAAAAUGCGUCAGAGUUUGAUGGAAGCACUUGCAAGACAAAAUCCUCCCUAG